UACGCACGAAUUUCGGUCUGCACCUGCCACCACGCACCACUUUCACCCUGUACUCGCACGUUUCUUCAUCAUCAACCUACGAUUUACCUUCUUUUCUUCCUGCUCGAUUCAGCAGACUUACGUCAUGGAUCGUCACGCUGUUGGAAUCGAUUUGGUAUAUUCGUCGAGCCGUGAAUAUACAUCGGAAGGCUGUUACGUACACCUCGCAGGAAACGCGUUUCUUAAAAGUCAAGAAACUGCCCUGUCACGUGAAACAAUUGAACGAAGAGCGUGUUGUUCGAUGAAGGGGAUAGUGGGUGACGUAGAACGAUAACGACGACGACAGGAUCCUUCUGUUCUUGUAAUUGUACGGAUUUGCAUGGGCGAGCAAGAGAGAAAGAAUCUCUGCAAAGAUUUCUACCGAAGAUUCCGAAACUCGUGUUCUUGUUCGGCGAGGUCGGAGCCGUAAUUUAUACCGUGCAAUUAAACACGCGAAAGAUUUCAUCGGAACGCCGGAUCCGAAGCAUUACCAGUAAAUCGCUCGGCCGCACAAUUCUCCAGGGCUACGAGGAAAUGCCUUCCUUCUUCGAGGAAAUGGCCCCGCAGGCCGAGUAGCAACGCUCCCAAAAACUUUCUGUACCGCCUAAUGGCAAGAAAAGUCGACCAACCUCCCGGCGUUUCCGUCUCGGCCUACGCGAGCAGGGCGUAUCCUCGUCGCUGCUCCCUCGGGAAUCUCAACGAUUGCUUACGACUUCGCGUUUUUCGAUGCCUUUCCAUCGACGAAACUCAUCCUUCCUAGGGUAGGAAGAUGAACAACCGAACCGUUUAUUCCUCUAUCGAGAACUUCUAACAAGAUGUCAGAAAAUUGACGCGAUCAAAGUUCUUCCAAACGAUGAAUCUUAGCUCGCGUGUAUCGUGCCGAGACUUUUCAACUUGACUUCGAAGCAUUUGGACAAGAUCAGGCUGCCUUAACGGAUUGAGUUAUCCGGACCGUUGACAGAUACCCCCUGGUUCGCCAUGUCGCGUAACAUCGCGCAUUUAUCACACGAUUCCCCGCUAUCGAUCACUAUCUUUUUCACAAUUAUUCACGCGUUUAACGCGUCACGUCGUUAAAUCGAUAACUGUCCGUCGUCAAGGAGGCACCUGCCAUUUUGCACCCGUCAGCGAACAAUGCACCUGUACUCGAUCGGAAGAUAAACGCGCUCUUCCGUCUCCCUUCUUUUACGUUUUGCGCACACCAUAACGAGUUCGUUAAAAAAUAAUCUUAAUUGAACGUGACAUAUACGCCACUUGAAAAAUCGUGUGUUUGUCUUUUAUGUCAAGAGAAAUGGUAGGUUUUAGUCGUUGGAGAACGAUAACGAUCAGGUACGAUCAAUCAGCAAAGAAUUGGUUCGGUUAGUCGAAGAGAUAAAGCGUACGCGAUCGGACGAAUCGCUGAUCGAAUCCAUUGUUCGCGUCACGUUCACGGCAUUCGGGCAUCGGCGAUGCGCAUUAAAGAAGAUUACCCGGUCGGAUCGUUUUCUGGAGAAGAACUCUGGCCAAGGGAAAAAAAUUGCGCGCUUACGAUCGCGAGGCACGUUACGCGUUUCGAGGAGGCCGUAAUAAAAGCGACCGUAUCUGGACGAGCCGUUACUUGGUCCUCGUAAAAAUCCUCCUGACCGAUCAAACAUCUCGUCUUUUCCUCUCUUUUUCUUUUCUUUUUUUUCAAUGAAAACUUCAUCGUCGUAAGAGAACAAUUAAUAAAUGAAAAGGAAGAACAGACGACGGUAUUCGAUUCGAAGUUGAAGACCGAUUUGACUUUGACGAAAGACGAUCAGAAUUUCUUGGUUACUCCUCAGACACCGAGUUGAAGCACUUUGCCCGUUUAAAGGAUCCCGUCCCCUUUCCAUCCGCGUCGCCGUCAACCCUUCAUAAAGCAGUCCAUCUUCCGCGAAGAUUCGCUCGACGAGGAGGCACGAAACUGCCAAUAACUUACAAUCACUCGGCGUUUCGUCGCCGUUCUGUAAACUAUGCGGGCGUCCGUGGAGCCACCAUAAUUCACAAUCAGCCUCCAUUAGCUUCUCGUGGUCGCGAGGGAAACUCUUUAUUUACGAGCGUUGAAUUCGUUCACCGGCAAACGACGCGUCUGUUAUCCCAUAGAAAAACGUUGAAACGACUCGAUUGUAAAGAAGAAAAUUACCGGAGUAACCGAGAAAUUGAAUGGGACAGACGGAGUCUCGGUAUCCAGAGGAAAGAAAAAUAUUUUGUUAUUUUACGAGAAAUCAAAACGAUUCGAAUGAUUCAGCGAAAUUCAUUGCAGAGAAAGAGAGGGAGUGAAGGGUGCGAGAGGCGACUGUACCGGGAGCCAGCAAAAAGAACGCGGUCGUGUUCGAAGCCGGUUGUUUUGUCUGUGGGAGGUUAACCUGGCCCGUCUAGUUCUGCAACUCGUGCUGCAAGAAAUGCUCGGAGCCGAGGUAGCUCGGGAUCGAGGUCACGGGCUCUUGGUUACGUAACACGAACAGCAGGAGUAAGCAUGGGUGCCGCGAGCCGAUUCGAUGACGCACAGAUGUCAGGUUUGUUAUCGGGAUCGUCAUCAAAGGGCCGUUGUCGAGAAUUUCGAUUUCGUGGCACGUCAAGAGAAGAGAGAAUCGCGUGCUAACGGCAGCCAUCAGCGGGGAAAAUGGAAAAAGGCGCAACCCAAUUUCGUCGCUGAGGAAAGCACUUCGAUUGCCACAUACUGGCACCCGUCACGAGCACUUCCAUCGAAGGGUGAAGUUGCAGGGGUAGCCUCGUGGAAUGGCGACAGCCUCGAUGAAAGCGUGGAAAAUCCCAUAAAAUAUUCGGUGAGGCCUCUGCAGAUCCUGGCUGAGAAGAACUCGUAAAGCUGUAACUAAUUCUUUUGAUCUAAAAAAAUACAUUUCUUAGCCUUUUAUCGACGAAUUUUAUCAAAAAAGAAAUUAGUUGGAAUUCUUAACUUUUCUCUGUAUUUUUUUUAU
This is a messenger RNA of Osmia lignaria (orchard mason bee), 2954 nucleotides long. Lineage: Eukaryota; Metazoa; Arthropoda; Insecta; Hymenoptera; Megachilidae. The record is from RefSeq and is a predicted model, not a curated record.